AUGUAAGAAUUAUAAGUUCUGAUCGAACAAUAAUAGAAAUAAAUUGAGAAAUAAUCAUAAUAAUAAACUACCUUUUCUUCAACUCAGAGGAUAAAUGAUUUAGAUAGAGAAUUAUAGGAAAAGUCAAAUAUCAUUGAAGAAAUAACAUAUAGGAAAAACUUCUUAGAAUCAUAAUAAUAGAAUAAUGUUAGAGAGAUGAAUGAUCUUAGACAAAAGAUUACACAGUACUAAUUAAUCAAUGAAUAGCUAAAUGAAUAAAUUGAUUAAUUGAUAAAUGAUUAAGAAUAGGUGAAGUUAGAACAUGAAUAGAAGAUGAUAGACUAUCAAAAUAGUGUAAGAAGAUAGAUAUCAACAUUUCAUAAUAAUUCAGUUGAUCUGCUGGAUUAAGUGGACCAAUUGAACAAACAAAACCAAGAGAAUAAAUAAUAAAUACUUAAAUUGAGUUAACAAUUAAGAGAACGAGAAUAUGAGAUCUAGAGACAAUAGUAAGACUUUUUACAAUAAUAAAACUAUUAUUAAGAAUUAUAGGUCGCUAUAGUGAAUGAAAACAAUUAACUUAAAAGUUAGUUGCAUUAAAUGGAGAUUGAAUUACAGAAUGUAAAAUUCAAGGACAAUCAAUCAGUUACGAAUUUGACAGCCUCUUAAGAAUUGAAAUUUAAACACUUGUAUGAAGCAAUACAGGAAAAAGAAAAUAAAACAAAUUAAAUGAAUAAAGAGUUACAACAUCAAUUAGUGUUGUAUGAUAAAUAAGCAAAGACUUUGUAAAAUAGGAUUACUCAUUUGGAAGAUGAGAUUAAAUAAUAGCAAGAAAAAGAAUCUAUAAACUAUGAAUCUACUGUUACUUUUCAUUAGCCAGAAGAAGUUUAACAAUUGCAUGGAUAAAAUAUUAAAUUGACUAGUUAAGUUUAAAUGUUUUCAUCAUAGCAUUUUCUAUUAGAAAAAUAACUCAAUGAAUAUGAUGAAAAGGUCAAAUAUUUAUAAUUUAGGCAAGAGAAUGAAAUUAAGAAAUUAACAGAGGAGCAUAAUUAAAGACAAUAAUAAUUGAGUGAUUAACUAAACAUGUCAAAAAAGGACAUAAAAGAUUUAUAGAAUAAACUAGGUCUAUUAACUUAAUAAUAUUAAGAUUAAAAUGUUUAAAAUGAAAAACUUUAAAAAUAAAAUUAAUAAUUAUCAUAAUAAAUACUUAAUUAAUAAAAGGAUAUUAAUACCUACAAUUAACAAGCAAAUGAAAAGUUAGAAUCAGCCAAUCAAUUGAAUUAAUAAUUAUUAAAAUAGAUUAGCCAAUUGAAUAUCAUCAGACAAUAAGAUUAAGAUGAAAUAAGAAAAUUAUCAACUUAGAUUAAAUAAUUAUAAGAUUAAUAAGGAAAUUAUUAAAAUUAAAUCAGAUUGUUGUAGAAUUAACUUAAUGAUAUAAAUUAGGAUUCAACACUAGAGUAAAAUGAAAUAGCUGAUUUAAAAAAGACUAUCAACUAAUUGAUUAAUGAAAAUGAGAUAUUAAAGAGUGAUGGAUAGAAUUUUAAAUUUGAUCAAUCUAAUUAAUUAAGAUAAUAAAUCAGAUAAUUAACUUAAUAAAAUGAAAUUUAAAAGUAAGAAAUAAUAAUAUUAAAAUAAUAAAUAACUUCAGAAUAAAACACUAAUUAGAAUGAAAUAUAAAACUAUAGAAGACAAAUAGAAAAGCUUUAAAAUCAACUAAAACAAGGAAGAAAUGAAAUUUCUAAUCCUUCUAAUAAGCAAAUGGAUUAAAUCACAUUAUUAUAAACAAACCUACAAUAAGUGCAGAAAAGUUUAAGAGACUAAGAAGAAUAAAACAGAAAUCUGCAAAGAUAACUUAAUAUAUUAUAAAAUAAUGAAUAUCAGUAAAAGUAAAAGUAGAAGAAGAGAGCUCUAAAAGAUAAAAUUAUAGAGCUCUAAUAGUAACUAUCAAAUUCUUAAAAAGAUUAUAGUCUAAGUGAAAAGGGUCAAUCAGGCAAUUUGGUUAAAUUCUACGAUAAGGAAAUUGAAGAAAAAUAGAGAUUAAUAAAUUCAUUGGAAGAAUAAUUUAAAAUUUUAUAAAAGGGCUAUGAAGAUUAAGAUCAAGAAAUUAAGUUAUUAGAGGAAGAGAAUAGCAAAUUGAAAUAUUAAUCAGAUAACUACUAAAAUGAAUUAGCAAUCUUAAGAAUAAAUCAGAAUUUAUCAUUAAAUCCAAAUAUCACAAUUAACAAUCUCAAUAUUCAAUAGGAAAACAAAAUACUUGAAUUAAAAAUCUAAAAACUUACUACGCAAUUAGAUGAGUUGAAUUUAAAAUUAUAAGAUUCAGAAAAUGAUUUAGCGGAUAUGAUAGAAAACUAUAAGCAAGAAUAAUAAAAAAAUAAACAAUUAGAAUUAAAUCUUAGAAACUCAAAAUUGCCAUCAAAGGAUAUAGAAAAUUAAUAUCGAUAAAUGAUUUUGAAAGAAUUUCCUAUUUAUGGUGAUUAAACAUUGGAAUAAAUGAUUAAUCUAUUGAUUCUUAAUGCAAUUCCCAAUCGAUCAUCUUAAAGAAGUCAAUAAUUUGUUGAACUUUAAUAAUAAAAUUAAGAGAUGUUAGAAGAAAUUCAAGUCUUAGUGGAAAAAAUAAAAUCAUAGGAUAUUGAAUAUAAUCAACUUUAGGAACAACUUUAAUAGUCAGGCAAGUAGAAUUCUGUUCGUAGUGCUAAUCACAGUUAUGGAAUGAGCAAUGAUUUUGAGAAAGAUAAGAAAAUUAUAGAAUUGGAAAACAAAUUAGCUCUAUUAGCCAGUGAAAAUUCUAGAUUAAAUCAUAUAAAAAAUUAACAGCAUAAAAAGUUACAAUCACAAUAAUUUACUUAAUAAGAUAUACAAAAUUAUUGA
Paramecium tetraurelia is the source of this 2844-nucleotide messenger RNA. RefSeq lists its product as uncharacterized. The transcript is spliced from 4 exons. The record is from RefSeq and is a predicted model, not a curated record. NCBI's taxonomy places the organism in Eukaryota, Ciliophora, Oligohymenophorea, Peniculida, Parameciidae.